Molecule: messenger RNA, 1780 nt
Organism: Protobothrops mucrosquamatus (brown spotted pit viper)
Lineage: Eukaryota; Metazoa; Chordata; Lepidosauria; Squamata; Viperidae
Gene: WDSUB1
Product: WD repeat, sterile alpha motif and U-box domain containing 1
Exons: 12
Coding region: 163-1611 (482 amino acids)
Biological process (GO): protein ubiquitination
Molecular function (GO): protein binding; ubiquitin-protein transferase activity
Source: RefSeq, a predicted model, not a curated record
AGAAAAGCGAUGGGCGCGGCCACGUGACCUUGUUUUGUUUCUGACAGGUCGGGUGUCCUCGGGCCGCGUGCCUCUGUCCAGUCUCUCAGUUCCUCGCGGAUAGAACGGGCGAGCCCCGAAGCCACCGCGCGGCCGUAGGGAGAGGUAACUUUAUAUCACCAAAUGGUUAAAUUAAUUUGCACUUUGGCAGACCACAAUGAUGAUGUCAACUAUUGUGCCUUCUCUUCUUCCUAUUUGGCUACAUGUUCCUUGGACAAAACGGUCCGUCUGUAUUCGUUAAACAAUUUUAGUGAGGUUCCUUACUCACCCCUGAAAGGCCACACUUAUGCUGUCCAUUGCUGUUGCUUCUCUCCUUCGGGGCAUAUUUUGGCUUCAUGUUCUACGGAUGGCAACACAAUUUUGUGGAAUACUCAAGAUGGGUUGAAACAGGCAGUGUUGGAGCAUCCCUGUAGAAACCCUCUAAGAAUUUGUCGAUUUUCUCCUGAUUCUACAUACUUAAUUUCAGGAGCAGCUGAUGGAAGUGUAAAUAUGUGGAAUGUUCAGACCCUAAAAUUGUUUCGAUCUGGUAGCGUUAAAGAUGGAUCAUUGGUAGCUUGUGCAUUUGCUCCUAAUGGACGUUUCUUUGUGAUGGGAUCAUCCUGUGGAGAUCUAACUUUCUGGGAUGACAAAAUGAAGUGCUUACAUAAUGAAAAAGCUCACGAUCUUGGUGUUACCUGCUGUGAUUUUUCUUCAAGGCCACAUUCUGAUAAGCCAGAUGCUGAUUAUUUCAGAAUGGCAUCUUCUGGUCAGGAUGGCAGAAGUAAGAUCUGGCUCAUUUCAUCUUCUGAUUCUACAGGAUUUGACCUGAGAUGUAGAUGUACUUUAAGUGGACAUACUGCCCCAGUUCUGGCUUGUGCUUUUUCCUCGAAUGGGCAGGUUUUAGUUACUGGGUCUGUGGACAAAACUGUAAUGAUUUUUGAAACUAACACUGGGAGCAACCUACACAUUUUGACUCAGCAUACCAGAUAUGUUACAACUUGUGCCUUUGCACCAGAUAUGCCAUUAUUUGCUACCGGUUCAAUGGAUAAAUGUGUCCAUAUCUGGCAACUGGAACCAGAACAACUUUUCACAGGAAGUCCUCUGAUAAAGGAAUCAAAGAUUUCUGUUGAUAACUGGACAGAAGAAGAUGUUUCUGUUUGGCUUCAAACACAUAACUUACAAGACCUAGUUGAGAUUUUUAAAAGAAACAAUAUUGAUGGUAAAGAAUUGUUAAAUCUUACAAAAGAGAGCUUGACUGAUGAUUUAAAAAUCGAAUCUCUAGGUCUUCGCGGUAAAGUUUUGCGUAACAUUGAGGAGCUCAGGAAUGAGAUGAAAUCUGCUUCUCUAGAUAUUCCUGAUGAAUUCCUGUGCCCCAUAACCAAAGAACUUAUGAAAGAGCCAGUGAUUGCCGCAGAUGGCUAUUCCUAUGAGAAGGAAGCAAUGGAAAAUUGGAUAAUUAAAAAACGGCGUUCUAGUCCUAUGACAAAUCUCCCUCUUCAGAGACUUGUACUUACCCCAAACCGAACCCUAAAAAUGGCAAUUAAUCGCUGGUUGGAAACUCAGCCAAAAUAUAAUGAAAAGCAAGCACUUUAAAGACUGUCAUUUUUUUUUCAAAAUUAGAGGAAACAAAAUCUAAAGGAACAUCCUUACAAAAUGUGCCUCUUCAAGAACAAUUUGUAAUUUAAAUAGAUAUUUCCUACUGCAAUAUUGAGGAAAGUAUCAGUGGCCUUUGUGUAAGCUUUUCCCUCGGAUAGAUAUUAGA